CUGCAGCAGGAGAGCAGCUCUCAUACACACAUACAACUGGCUGGGGAAUUACACAGGAAUGGAGAAGAGACAGCAGGGGGCUCUCGCCUGUUCCUCAGGGAUAACAGCCUGUGAGAUUUGGGGCUACAGGGAGCUGAGCUUGUGACUGGCAUAUGCAAAGGAGAGGUCCAGCGGAGCUAAUCCAUUUGGCAGAAGAAUCAGGGGACAAUAGGAGGAGGCGCACCAGAUUCUGCAAAUGUCAUCAGCUAUAGAGAGAAAGAGCCUGGACCCAGCAGAUGAGCCGGUGGAUGAAGUUCUGCAGAUCCCCCCCUCACUGCUGACAUGUGGGGGCUGCCAGCAAAGCAUCGGGGAUCGCUAUUUCUUGAAGGCCAUCGAUCAGUACUGGCAUGAAGACUGCCUGAGCUGUGACCUGUGUGGGUGCCGGCUGGGGGAAGUCGGAAGGAGACUUUACUAUAAACUGGGGCGCAAAUUGUGCCGAAGGGACUACCUCAGGCUGUUCGGCCAGGACGGACUGUGCGCCUCUUGCGAUAAUCGUAUCCGAGCCUACGAGAUGACCAUGAGGGUGAAGGACAAAGUGUACCACCUGGAGUGCUUCAAGUGUGCCGCCUGCCAGAAGCACUUCUGCGUGGGUGACCGCUACCUGCUCAUUAACUCGGACAUUGUGUGUGAGCAGGACAUCUACGAAUGGACCAAGCUCAGUGAGAUGAUGUAGCACUGGCAGAAUUUCGUGGAGUGCCCAACGAUGGACAUCAGCCACACGUUCACUAAACGCACUGUAACUGACAACACAGCUACGACUGACAAACCAACAUCUUUCCAUUGGAACAACAGGUUUAGGUCUAGAGACUAUUAGCACUAUAUGGUCUUAUGCACUGAAAUAACACUCACACGUACAAUGUAAAUCCAGAAGGCCAUUCUGGUGAUCCUACUGUCAUUAUUGGUGCUUUUGUCUUUAUUGAAGCAACACAUGGAUUAUUGCGACAUCAUAGUGGUGAAGCUUUAAAAGAGUAAGAUCCCAUAGAACCCCUUAAUUGGAGAGAGUGGUUUUGGGGGUUCUGCAGUAGAAAGGGACACCUCAAUGGUACAACCUGGACACCACCUAAUUCUAUGGACAACACUGUAUAAACUCAUUUAUAUCAUGGAACACUCGUCCUGAAAAAUCUAUGCAAAAUGUAAAGUUAUCAGGGAAGUGUGGUUUUUCUUACAGUAUAUUAAGUAACUGGCAAAAAGGGUCAAUCUUGCCCUGAUCGACUAUUGAACUUGACUUGGCACUGAGUGGUAACAGACGUUUAGUUUGGGAAAGGGACAAGGGAAUAAAGAUGUUUUUUUUUGUGGUUA
Molecule: messenger RNA, 1338 nt
Organism: Xenopus laevis (African clawed frog)
Lineage: Eukaryota; Metazoa; Chordata; Amphibia; Anura; Pipidae
Gene: lmo2.S
Product: LIM domain only 2 S homeolog
Exons: 3
Coding region: 236-712 (158 amino acids)
Biological process (GO): positive regulation of transcription by RNA polymerase II
Cellular component (GO): nucleus
Molecular function (GO): transcription coactivator activity; DNA-binding transcription factor binding
Source: RefSeq, marked validated